Molecule: messenger RNA, 900 nt
Organism: Peromyscus eremicus (cactus mouse)
Lineage: Eukaryota; Metazoa; Chordata; Mammalia; Rodentia; Cricetidae
Product: vomeronasal type-1 receptor 2-like
Exons: 1
Coding region: 1-900 (299 amino acids)
Biological process (GO): G protein-coupled receptor signaling pathway
Cellular component (GO): membrane
Molecular function (GO): pheromone receptor activity
Source: RefSeq, a predicted model, not a curated record
AUGGACCAUAAGGAUUUGCUAAUAGGGAUAGUGUUCUUACUUCAGAGUACAGUUGGUAUUCUUGGGAAUUUCUCUCUUCUUUCCUGCUACCUCAUUCAUUAUUAUACUGAACAGACAUUAAAGACCACAGAUUUGCUACUUACACACCUGUUCACAGCCAACUCCUUGAUCAUUCUUUCUAAAGGAUUUCUCUAUACAAUGAGAGCUUUUGGAAUUAAAGAUUUCAACAAUGAUUUUGGCUGCGAAUUUCUUUUGUAUAUUGCAAGACUAGGCAGGGGAAUGUCCAUAGGCACCACCUGCUUCUUGAGUGUUUUCCAGGCCAUCACCAUCAGCCCUGGGAGCUCUUUUGGUUUGUGUCUUAAAGUCAAAGCUUCAAAGCACAUUGGUCUCUAUACUUCCUGCUGCUGGAUUCACUACAUGUCAGUAAAUAUGGUUUUCCCUAUGUAUAGAUAUACCAAGGGGAACAGCAAUAAUCUGACUCAUAAGAGUAUAAUAAAUUACUGCUCCACAUCAGGUCAUGAUGACCUUGCAAACUCAUUAUAUACAGCAUUUUUUGUUCUUCCUGAAAUUUUGUUUUCUGUCAUUAUUGUUUGGUCCAGCAGCUCCAUGGUUAUCAUUCUGUAUAGGCACAAACAACGGGUUCAGCAUAUCCGCAGCACCAGUGUUUCCUCCAGAACAUCCCCCGAGUCCAAAGCCACCCACCGUAUAAUGGCUCUGGUGUUGACAUUUAUAGGUUUUUAUGCCCUCUCUUCCGUUUUACAAGGAUUCAUUGCUCUCAUAUAUAACCCUGGUUGGUGGCUGAUGAACAUUACUGCAAUCAUUUCAAUGUGUUUUCCUACUUUGGGGCCCUUUGUUAUGAGCCAUGAUUCACAGUGCCAAUGUUAUGCUUUUCGGGAGUAA